Molecule: messenger RNA, 4654 nt
Organism: Acipenser ruthenus (sterlet)
Lineage: Eukaryota; Metazoa; Chordata; Actinopteri; Acipenseriformes; Acipenseridae
Product: peroxisomal carnitine O-octanoyltransferase-like
Exons: 5
Coding region: 1-1809 (602 amino acids)
Molecular function (GO): acyltransferase activity
Source: RefSeq, a predicted model, not a curated record
AUGUCUCUUCCGAACUUCCCAAUCCCGAACCUCGACACCACUCUGCAGGAAGCUGGGCGGGUGCUGGGGCUGAUCCUGCCCCUGGAGGAGUUCCACAGAUACCAGAGCGCCCUCCGGAGGCAGGAGGCCGAACUGCAGGAGAUCCACGCUCGAUUCACAGCCCGGGCGACCGGCCGGGAAAACUGGGGGACGGAGGAGUUCAAAAACUGCCUCCUGUCCAUCCGGGACCCCAUCCCCACCUCCACCGCCCUCCCCGUGCUCCUGCAGCCCUCCGCGGUCCAGGGGACCCCCCAACUGGAGGGGGGACCCCAGCUAGCCCGGGCCGCUGCCCUGCUCUGGGCCGCGGCCAAGAUCCACAGCGACCCCCGGCUUCUAGAAGGAGACGCAGCGCUGGAGCAGACCCAGAGAUCAGAGCUGUUCUCAGCGUGCAGAGAGCCGGGAGAGACCAGGGAUCAGAUCAAGAUCUACCCUGACAGUCUGCACGCAGCCCUGCUCUAUCAAGGCUCUGCGUUCCCCCUGCAGCUCCUGUCCCAGGCUGGGGACCCCCUCCCGCUCCCCCAGAUCCACAGCCAGCUGCUGGGUGCCAGGACCUGCUGUCCCGGGGGGCGGGGGGGGUCCCUGAGGACCCUGGAGAGCGCUGUGCUGGCGCUGGCGCUGGAGGACUGUCCCUCCCUGGACCCCCGGGACCCCGCGGCCGCGCUGACGAGCAUCCGACUGGGGAGCCCCGAGACGAGAGGGAUGAGACACUACGACAAGGUGUUGAAUCUGGUUGUGUUCUCUGAUGGUUCAGCGGGGCUCCUGUUUGAACACAGUGCGGUGGACGGCAUGGUAGCCGGGCUGCUGGCUCAGGCGGUGUGGAGCCUCUCCGAGGAGGAACUCCGAAAACAACCCCCCCCUCCAGAAACGACCGCCCCCCUCCCCCUGGUCCAGCCCCUGGAGUUCUCCCUGGAAGCCCCGCCCAGCCCCCGCGCCGCCCCCCCCUCCACUCGCACCUCCUGCUUCGAGUACCGCCCCGCGUCGGACGUCCUGCCUGUGCUGAGGGGGUCCAGGGGGCUGCUGGACGCCUGGAUCACCUUCUCACUGCAGCUGGGACUGAAGCGAGCCUUCAGCGAGGAGGAGGAGGGGAGCGGGGCCUUCCUCAUGGUCACCCCCACCCACGUGAGGCACUUCAAACACGGGCGCUGUAACCCCACCUACAGCCUGAGCCGGGGGUCCCUGGAUCUGCUGGGGGCCCUUCUCUCGAAGGAGGAGGAGGAGGAGGGGGAGGAGGAGGAGACUCGGCUGCUCUCUCUCUUCUCUCGGGCCCUCGCGGAGCACAGGAGCCUCAUCAAAGCCACCAAGAAGGGCCGCGGGGUGGGGCCCCACUUAGCAGCCUUGCGACACAGCCUGGGGGAGGGCAGCGAGCUGAAGGGGUUCCUGGACCGAUUCGGACGCCCCUCGGUCUACCUGACGGGACAGGACUUGGUGGGAGGCGUGGACAGCGCCGUGGGGAACGUCUACGCCCAAGACCAGCUGGCGGUCACCUACCUGGGAAAGGAAGACAAGGUCUGCCUGGCCAUGUCUGGAAAAGGAAGCUUUGCCCACAAACUGGGGGGCAUCCAGGGGGGGUUUAGGGGCGCCAUGGACGUGGUGGUGAAGCUGGCGUUGAAGUACGCCCUGGCGAGCCAGAGGGGGGCGCUGGAGGCCCGGUUGGGGGCGCAGGGGUCUGAGAGAGGAGACGGAGAGAGGCUGGGGGGCCAAGCCAGCGUCGACCCGCGUGAAACGCCUGACAACGCAGGAGGGGAUGUUUUGAAGCAUAAGAUUUCUUAACUGGUUUGCUUCCGUGGAUUCUACUGUACUGACAAACGGGCGUUUUCAUUUGAUACAUUGAAUAUAUUUUCGACAAACAACCCCCCCCACCCCCCCCCCCCACCGUGGCGUUUUUUUCUCGUACAGCUUCGAAAGCCUGAAGCACAGAAAGAAAAAGCUGAAAACUGGCAAGAAUCUGGGAUGAACUUCCGAGUUUUUUAGCUCAGGGACCCCAAAUUAAGUUAAAGGGUACAAGAGGACCUUUUGAUUUGAUUGCAUGUUUAAGUAAAGGUGUGUGUAAUUGUUUUAAUUAUUAUUAUUUUUCCAUUUUGACCACUUUUUACUCAUUUUUUUAAUUGCAUUCCCUGCUUCAAAAUGGCUUCCCACGUCGGACCUCUCAGAACUACAUUUCCCAUCAUCCUCCUGCUCGCUGGUAUCACAUGUACCCGCAUCGGACCUCGCAGAACUACAUUUCCCAUCAUCCUCCUGCUCAAUGGUAUCACAUGUACCCACAUCGAACCCCUCAGAAUACCAUUUCCCAUCAUCCUCCUGCUCACUGAUAUCACAUGUACCUGCAUGGACCCCUCAGAACACCAUUUCCCAUCAUCCUCCUGCUCGCUGGUAUCACAUGUACCCACAUGGACCCCUCAGAACUCCAUUUCCCAUCAUCCUCCUGCUCAAUGGUAUCACAUGUACCCGCAUCGGACCUCGCAGAACUACAUUUCCCAUCAUCCUCCUGCUCAAUGGUAUCACAUGUACCCACAUCGAACCCCUCAGAAUACCAUUUCCCAUCAUCCUCCUGCUCACUGAUAUCACAUGUACCUGCAUGGACCCCUCAGAACACCAUUUCCCAUCAUCCUCCUGCUCGCUGGUAUCACAUGUACCCACAUGGACCCCUCAGAACUCCAUUUCCCAUCAUCCUCCUGCUCACUGAUAUCACAUGUACCCACAUGGACCCCUCAGAACUCCAUUUCCCAUCAUCCUCCUGCUCAAUGGUAUCACAUGUACCCGCAUCGGACCUCUCAGAACUACAUUUCCCAUCAUCCUCCUGCUCGCUGGUAUCAGAUGUACCCACAUUGGACCUCUCAGAACUACAUUUCCCAUCAUCCUCCUGCUCACAUGUGUAACCGAGCUGGAGGAGGAUGAUGGGAAACGUAGUUCUGAGAGGUCUAAUAGAAUUCGCUGGAUCACCAUGUUUGUCACUUAUCACGAUUAUAACACAUUUAUUUGGGGGAAAAAAAUAAAGAUCUAUAAAUGACGGCCAUCGAGGAAAUGUUUCUCUUUUCAACCCCUCGACCGUUCAUCCUUGACCACGACACGCUUGAGUGACAGAAGCUCUUCAUCACCUGAUCAGCGAGACCGUUGAUUGGACGCUGGAUCCGGAGAGCUGUUGGAAUGCAAGCUUGAAUAAAAGCAACAGAGAAAAACACCCCGACACGCCGCGUCUGUCGAGAGAGAGUCUCCUUCCUGCGAUCGGGGUGCUGGAGGCUGGACGAGGGCAGCGAGUCGCGACUCGCCGACUCGGGAGCUCACAGCCAGCGAUUUCAAACCUGGAGAGACGGUCUAACCAGACACACUCUGUCAAGGACAGCGCCCCCACCAGGUGUGGUGACGGAGAGUCACCGCACCUGCCCCAGACCCACAGAUCACUCUGCAGAGCCUUCAUGAUCUCAAUUGAUAAUCAACACAAUAAAAAUUCACUUCACCUGCUCUGAAACAGAGUCUGUCGUUUUUCAGUCACAUCGAGGGGAACUUUAUCCAAAUAUAAGGGAUAUGUUUCUUUUGAUGCUCAAAUAUAAGCAACACAUUUCCUUUGAUGUUUAAAUAUUAUUAUUUGUUUAUUUAGCAGACGCCUUUAUCCAUUUCGACUUACAGAGACUAGGGUGUGUGAACUAUGCAUCAGCUGCAGAGUCACUUACAACUACGUCUCACCCGAAAGACGGAGCACAAGGAGGUGAAGUGACUUGCUCAGGGUCACACAAUGAGUCAGUGGCUGAGGUGGGAUUUGAACCGGGGACCUCCUAGUUACAAGCCCUUUUCUUUAACCACUGGACCACACAGCCUCCUAAGUGAUGUUUCAUUUGAUGCUCAGGAUAUUUGUAUCUUCAUUUCUAUAAUAAUUUAGCUGCGUGACGCAGCAAAAACCCUUUACACCAACUGUCAAAUGUGGAAAUAGCUUUUAAAAAAUAAAAAAUGAGCGGAGAUUUUUCACCUCUGGGCUGAAGUGUCUCCCACAUGCCAUCUGGUGGACAGAUACAGUAUCGCAGCAAAAAGAAAAACAGUAACGUGGCGUCUCCACCAGAUGGCGCUGGCUCCCCUAUAUAUAAAAAAAAAAAAAAACACUGAAGAAUCGAAGCAAAAGUUUUUGUGUAUUGCAAACGUCACAACCCUCCUCAAGAGGCUUCACAUGAAAGCAGUUGCUGCCCAUUCUCAAAACAGCUCGAGUUUUCAAUAAACAAAAUAAAAAGACCAGUCUCUGUGAAUAAUUUAAAAGUUUUAUUCAAAACUACAGGCAGACACCCUCCACCCUCCUCCCUCCUCCCUCCGUGGAAAUAACUGGGCUUCCACAAACACGAUGCAGGCGUGGCUGGCUUGCCAGUUUGUUUACAUGGUCCUGGUUUUGGCUGCAGGUUGUAAACCCUCCUCGAAGCUCUCUGGACACUAGUUUGUUUGUUAGUUAGUUCAGCGGAGGCUUUUUCUCCCAGAGCGACUUCCAGAGACUAGAGGGGAGAACUCUGCAUCAUCAACAACUGCUGCUGCUGCUGCUGCAGAGUCACUUCCAAUAGGAGCUCGUUUGUUUGACGUCUCAUCCGAAGGACAGAGCACAAGGAGGUGAAGCGACUCGCUCAGGGUCACACGCACACAC